Molecule: messenger RNA, 2209 nt
Organism: Medicago truncatula (barrel medic)
Lineage: Eukaryota; Viridiplantae; Streptophyta; Magnoliopsida; Fabales; Fabaceae
Exons: 9
Coding region: 200-1747 (515 amino acids)
Source: RefSeq, a predicted model, not a curated record
AUGAAUUAAAAACCCUGAUUGGUCAGUUAAGAGUUAAGGAAAGUGGAUUUUGAAGAAACGAAGAGGUACGCACAAUUCCAAUCCAAUCCUCAUCCUCAUCACAUCACUCCUCUUGCUUUCCCCGCCAACUUCACUCUCCCACUAACUCCAUCUCUCCACUGGCGGUGAAAUACGCAUGUAGUUGCACAAGUUUUUAUCAAUGGCGGAAUGUGUAACUUCCCCAUUCUGUGUUAAGCUGCAUAUGCAGCAGAAAAGGCCUUUUACACAUUCACCCUUCCCUCACCAAACUACCAAUUUCAAGACUAUUCGAAGAAAGUAUUUCAGAAAUGAAUGUGAAUUUUUUCAUUUCCUUACACUGCAAAAAUUCAAGCCGAGUGUAUUUGGGGUUGCAGAUUUAAAAAUUACUCACCGUCUUCGGGCAUUCCCUUUAAAUUGCAUUGGCAUAGGAGCUUUGGUUGACUCUGAUGGUGGAACAGCAUCUAAUUUGGUGCCAGUUGCUAAUCAGGUUCUUUUGAUGGGAAGUAUAUUGCUCACUUAUAUGGCUGGAGUAAUUCCUGUUGACAAAUCUUAUACCCGUGAUCAAAAGAACAAUUCUGUAAAAAAUGCAUUACGUGACAGCUCAGACAUUUCUGGUAGUGCAGUGCAGCAAAAGGAUCAAGUUGAGUCAAAUUAUGUAUUAGAUGUGGUGAGAGAAAAACUUUUGAAUUCUCUAAAUGCAUUAGAGAAAGAGGCUUAUGCGGGGGACAUCAUCCUUCAAUCUGCAAAAAGACCCUUGAGUUUAAAAGCUGUUGCCGAGGGUCCAAAGUUAAGGUUACUUUGGGCUGCUUUUCUACAAGUUGAGGAAGAGGUUAAUAAUAUGUCAAGCGUUUCGAGUUCUGUUGGUAUGGAUGAUCCAGUCAAAGUUUUUUCUGAAGUAAUACAAAGAUCAUGUCAUUCUAUCUGUGCUACAUGGCUGGAGAAGGAGUUUUUCCUUGUAAAAGGCAACACUCACCAGGAAUUUGUUUCUAUGAUGCUUGAAGGAGUGAAAGGGGAUAAUGUUAUUGUACAGAACAUUACAAGGUCUGGCAAGAAAGAUCUGUAUUCAGAAUUACUUUGGUAUCUUACUUAUGGUUUGGUCAGGGAUGAUUGCUGUUAUGAUUCCCGUAUAUUUGCUACCCAUGGUGUUUCCAUUUUAGAAGAUUUAGUUAUGGCUCUGGCAGAUGGGGUUGCAAGCCUCUAUCUGGAGUUUAUUUCUGUUGAUAGUGAUGUGUCAAGUAAAACAAAUAGCUUGGAGGUGUCAUUCUGUGCUUUGUCCACCAGAGAACUCCAAAAAUUACGUAAUGAGGUGGCUUUGAACCAGUGGUUGUACCACAACAUGGACACAGUUGUGUCAAUGUAUGAGGAUCGCUUUGACUUGUGUACACUUGAGAGCCAACCCAUUGAUUUACCGGACAGCAGUCAGACUGACAAACAAAGUUGGUGGAAGAAUCUUACCCAGCAACGUUCAAAAACCAUGUCACAUGAGUUAUAUUGUAUUGCGAUAAACCAUUUCUCAAUGCCCAUAAAACGGACAAAGGAAUUAAGAGCCCUUACAGGAUGGAGGUAUUACUUCAGCCUUCUUCUUGAGCUAUCUGACAUCACCAUGCCGAUUGUUAGAACAGUUAUUAAUAAAGCAAGUGAAGCUAUCUCAUUCUUUUUGGUUAGCUUGAUUGGCAGGUCUUUAGGACUCAUUUAUACAGGCAUUAGGCAGUCCCUCAAAUGGAAGUGAGCUUAGUACAGUUUUUUGCAGUACAGUUGUUUCCCCCCUCAUUUAUGUCACAAUUCUAGUUUAGAUUAAAUCAAAUUCGAAAUAUAGCAUUGCUUUCAGUUGGUCGUUUGAGGCUUUUCACUGUUUAUUACAUAUACAUGAAAACAAUUGCUGUUCUGACAUUCAAUGUAUCUUAGAAACACAAGUAAAUGACCAAACAACCCAGCGGCAGUUAACUACCGCUGGGGGUAUUUUAGUAUUUUACUUGUGUUUUUAGGAAGUAUUGAAGUCAGAAAAGCAAUUGUCAUACAUGAAAAGCACAUCCAUAUUGAUAUUGAGAUCAAGCCAAUUUUAGCUUCGAAAUUAGUAUUACUUGAUUUGGAUUCAUUCAACACUUGAGUAAAAUUGCAAAGAGCAACAUCUUCAAAUUGCAAUAUGUAGUAAUUUUUUCUCACUUUCGAAUACAGUUUUUUAUUUCAUAAA